CAGGUUCCGGUGGAAGCCUACUUCAAUGUCACUUUAGAGUGCGAAGCAGGUCUUAGGCCAAGCGACUGUUGGGACAAUUCUUUAGGGUGGUAUUUUAACAACAACUUAGGGAAAUUAGAAUCUGGUGAAAAGUAUGAUAUACAAAAAAGGAAAACCACCAGAUGCAAAACAGAUUUCAUCCUCACCAUUGUUAACGUUACUGAAGCAGACGAAGGAGGGUAUAAAUGUCAGUGGGUCUGCGACAAGAACUACCCCAGCUCUUUCAGGUCUUCAACUAUCCAGUUGAAAGUAUUUCCUCCUUCAGUAGCAGGUACUGAUACUCCUGUGAUAUCUAAAGGUCUUGUGUCACGAAAUUUAUCAAAAUUCAAAAAGUGGAAAACGCCACCAAAUUGAGUGAAACAUAAAAAUAACUGCUCAAAUAAGCAUUAAAUCGGUCCGGGUAGCAGGUAAACUGUUAACCCUUUGAUCCUUGCAGUACGGCGGUCGGUAAAAAAACUUAUAAAAACUCGAACAAAGCGGGUACUUUUGUGGUUCUUGUUGGUCGUUUACGGUUUUCCUACUUUUGCGUGCUAGAUUAUAAAAAUUCCUUGAACAGUUCUUUUACUACGUUAACACUGAGGUUUUUGGGAACUCAAAUAGCCUAAAAGUUUUUCAAAAUUCAUUUUUUUUUGUCUGUAACUUUCCACAUAAUGUUUGGGGGACAAAUGUGUUUGACAUGAAGAGGUGAUUUUGUCAUUUGCAAGUGAUUUCUUUACUUAGGCUGAGUUCCACUGAAAAUAAGGACAUAUUUGGCAAUAUUAUCAAAAUAAACCAGCAAACCAUGACGUCACAGCCCAUUAAAUUGUUCUGGUGAGAGGGUACUGCCUUUGUAAGGGAAUUGUUUAAAACCAUUUGAGUCUGAAACAGGGUAAGGUUUUGCGCCAUUUGGAUACAGGGUCUGAAAUUAUAUGUUCGUUCAUGAGUUUUUUAUAUUUUUGUUGUAGUUGCUAUUGUUUUAAAUAAUCUGCCUUCAGGUCUGUAAAUAGGGUAGGAAAAUUCGUACUCUAUUGAAACAGGUGGACAGCGAAUUCCAAAAAUACGCGCACUUGAAAUUUCCUUUUAAACGGAUAGGGCAAUUGGAGGUUAAAGGUUACUUCUGUUUUUGAAAUAAUUAUAGUGUAAAUUAUAGCUGAAAUUUCUAGUCGUGUGGGGCUAUUUAUUACUACGUGCCAGACAGAAACUCUGUCGCGAUACCCAUCAAGAGGACGGCGAAUCGUAACAUCCUCCUUUAUCUGCAUAAUCGUUUCACAUGAUACAAUAGCCGAAUCAGAAUCCAGCAUCUGGGUUGAGUAAUAUAUUACGUUCCAGACCUCUUAUAUUUUAGAGCAGGUUUUGCACAAGCGCAGUUGUAUUAAAAGAAUGACUAGCAAAUGGUUCGUUUCGUGUUGUUGUUUAAGACCAAAAUAUCACAAUUUUGACGACGAAGAUGGCGCUUGUUGGUCAAGUUGGAGGGUAUGUGGACGGUAUAGAAGAUAUUGUAAGUUAUAUCGAAAGAGUGGAAUUGUAUUUUGCGGCGAAUUAUGUCAAGGCGGAUUACAACGUUGCUACGUUUCUAGCGUUUAUCGUAGCAGAUGCAUAUGGCGUGCCGCGAAAUUUGUUAUCCACAGAACGUCCAAAAUAUGUCUUUUGUGCAAUAGUAUGAAAAGCUGACUGAACGACUUGGAAACCGAGCUCUAAUUUCAAAGUCAUUGAUCAAUAAGUUCCUGGAGAUAUCAGCAGAUCAGGAUGAAAACAAUUUGACAACACGCGCAACAUUGUGAGAACAUUCAUGGGGCAGGCUUUAAACCAGCAACUAAUAUGCAGCAAAUUUUUGCAGAGCUACCUCCAAAAAUUGCAGUAAGGUGAAGCAGGCAAAAGUUAAAGCUACAGCCCAAAUAAGUCGACCUUAGCAACCUAGAUGAGUGGCUGAAACCAAGAGUCAAGUCGAAGUGAUAGCAUUUGGUUGCUCCAGUAAUAUAAAGAUUCCUGAACAAGAGAAACCCAAGUCAAAUUCUAACAAAUCGAAGUGGCUCAGGAGAAAGAACAUACGCAGACUCAUGUAAUGUUUUGUGAGCUAAGAAAAACAUGUACUGACAUUGUAUGAAACCUGGAAGAAUCAACUGUAAGUGAAUGAUGGUAAUUAUAAGAGAAGUUGGGUUUGUGUUUUAGAGGCCACAGUAGAGGACAUCGUCGGCUGAGACAUUCCAAUCCUCGCAAGAAGCCACAGGAGAGACGUCAUCACCUGAAGUACCACACGAACUGUUGAGGUUCUGAGGACUUGAACUCCUAAGUGUACCACGCCCUGAAAGCGAAGCGCUGCAGAUGAUACCCACCAUAUUGAUGGUGGGUCUGGGUCGUCCUUCCUCAAGAGGAGAUCGCUGAUAUACUGGGUUUGUACGCACUCUGUGUUACUGCUUUUGGAGUGAAGUCGAAUGUAACGGAUAGCAAAACUGUAACUGUCCGCCAGCCUUGAGGGUAUGAAUGGGAGCAACGAGAAGCAAUUAUUUUUUUGUGGAAAUUUAUGAAAUGAAAGCAAUUGAUUGGUCCGUCAAUGCAAGAAAUUAGAUCAUAAUCGCGACCUGGAGAUCAUAAAGCCAGUUCAACAUAUAGAAGUUGAUUGAGAAGUGAUUAUUAUGAGGAAAUCACUUUACCACUUGAAUAUCGCAAAGGACAUCUGGGGAAGCCUGUAGGAGUAAAGAAAACCACGCGCAUAGACAAUAGUUGGAAAUGUUUCGGAUGAAGCAAACGAGUGUCAUGAGGCUUGCCAUGUUUACACAUACCAUGUGACCUUUACUCCAGAAAUGAUGGCCGAUGAGAUAAUGCAGAGAAUGUGGGACGAAGACGUUGUGGGAAUUGCUGAUCAAAACAAGCGCUUGACAACAGAGGAGGUGCUUGCUGCGCGCAAAGACACACAAUCAAGGCGUUGGGUUGAGGGACUCUGAAGUGGCAAUUCCAUGGAAGGACGAUGAUACGCCGUUGUGUUCAAAGAGAAAGACUGCUGGAGACCGGCUUAUCUCUUGAGAAACACCUUCAGGAAAGGCUAGAGGUUGCUGAGAAAUACUGCCAGGUGAUAGAAGCCAAGGUAUAAAAGAGUGAAUCCAAGGGUUACAUCCUGAGUUACAUGCAGUUGGUACCCACCUCAUUUUCAUGUAAUGAGAGAAGACAAAGAGACUACGAAAGUGAGGAUAGUCUACUAAUCAGUAACCAUAUACGGAGGAAUGAGUCAUAAUAGCAUGUUCCCUGGACCAAAGCUGAGCAAGAUGUUUUUUUUCAUGCGCUAUUGCGUUUCCGCAGUUAUCUUGUGGCCCUGGUAGCAGAUCUGACGGAAAUUUUCUCACAAGUUACCAUGGCAAGGAAAGACGGAGGGUACCACCCCUUCCUGUGGGGUUAGAGGUUACACCUCUCUAGGCUUCCAGAAGUCUAAGAAGCGAUGAGCUUGACGUUCGAUGACCGCGCCUCACUUUACCUUGCCCAGUACGUUGUGCGACAACAUGCAAAAGAUUUCAGGAAUGACCAUACACUAGCAAUAGCCAUAAUCCUAUUACAGGUGUACGUAGAUGACAUUAUCUCGAAACAAUGGUGGUCCGAAAUCUAUAUAGGUUGUUUAAAAUAAAGCUGAGUUAAAGUAUUAAGUGUCAAAAAGUCCACAAGGCGGUAAAAAAUACAACAAAAGUCACGAGUAAUCUGUUCCGUUUUCUGAAUUUUAUGCAGCGAUUUAUGCGAUUUAACGAUCGAUAACGAAUUAACAAUUUUUCAUGCAACGAUACCCACCUGAGACUGUGUUACCUUAAGAGUCCAUAGAACUUCUCAGAAGAUUCCUCGGAAAGACCACCAGAAGGAAAUGAAUGAAGAAUUUGAACUUAUAACCGUAACAAUUUCACUUGCCGCCAACUGGCAAAACGAAAACAACUGUCGAUCUCCCACAGGCAAACCAGCUUUCACUGCAGUCAUGCAAAGCAUGUCAAGUCACGUAAUUCUGCUUCGCGCAUUUGGGAAGGAGGGAAGAAAUUCUUCCACGAUGUGCGCUAAAACACUUAUGAAAUAAAACUAGCUUUGGACUGUUUCUUUUGUAACUAGUUAAAGAAAAGAAUAACUUUCCCCCCAGUUUUUACGAAAACGUCAAAUAUGAAACUUUUGGCCUUAAAUUUACCAAAGGAUGCACCCUUCUUGCUCGAGGGGCGCUAUGCAUGCUUCUUCUAUUUUAUCUGCCGUUUACAAUGAUUGUGUUUCAAGUUCAGAACGUGCAUCUAUAGCUAGCAAUUAGUGUGUUAGAAUUACCGAAUGCUGUAGAAAGGAUAUCAAAUGGCACCAAAGCAGUCAUGGCAGUGGCAGAUCCAGAGGGAUCCCCCCCCCCUCUUCAUCAGACCUGAUACUUGUUUGAGACUAAAAUCCUUACAACGAUAGGAUCGUAUAUCUCUGUUUAACUGGCUGAAUUUUUUAAUGAAACGCGUGUUGUAUUUUGCCACUAAACUAAAUUCCAGGGAUAUUCAAAAAUGUGAUUGAUUUGGGUACCGCAGUAUUUCCCGCCCCAACAGCGACUAGCUCUCACAGAUUGAGAAACACAUAGUCGUCUCUGCCUUCUCAGUGACUAGUGGGAGGGGGUGUGGGGAAAAAGUAAUUUGCCACAAAAAAGUUCAACAGUCCUUUCUGAACCAAAAUUUGGACCACACCCUCCCCACUCCCCUGGAUCCGCCCCCCCCCCCCCCCCAAAACGUUUACACACGUUGAGAGCCAACAAAGGGUUUUUGUUGGGGGGGGGGGGGGGAAAAAUUUUUUUUUUUUUGUGUUUUAUUUGUUUUAUUUUUGUGUCAUGAAAAACACAAUAUUUUUUUAUAUUUUUGAUUUUUUGAUAUUUUAUAGAGAAUAACGGUGUCAACGUUUCCCCCCCCCCCCCCCCCAAAAGAUGUUACACUGAGUUCGAAGCCAAUCAAGGUUUAUGCUGGCGCGUGGAAGGAAAUCAAUUUUUUUUUUCGAGUUAUAUUAGAGUUUCACUUGUAGUACGAAAAACACAGUAUAAUUUUACAUAUGUAAUAUUGUUAAAUAAUUGCCCGAUCAUAGGUAUCCUAGCGGAACAAGAGACAUAUUUGUUGCGAGCCUUUCUAAUUAUUCGGUUUUCUGUGGUUCGGUGGUUCCUUGUGUUUAAACGUCCCGACUAAAAGCUAACAACACGGAAUGAGCUCUUCCGAAGCCAAUGAACUAGUGGCCAGAUCCGGAUCUCAAAAAAAGAUUGUGAUAAGUAAAAAGGACAAAAUCGAAGGAACUGAUCGGCGAAAAGAGAAAAUAAACCCAUUACAAACAAAAUUAAGAAUAUACAUGAUAUCAUUUUUUCCGAUAUUAGUCGGUUUGCAACACAAACCUUUGUCGGGGGCUGAUACUGUGGGGUCGUUACCAAGAUUGAAUUUAAAACUAAAGUACAUAAUUGUAAAUAUAGUUGGUGAUUACAAAGAUAGUCUAAUAAACCCGAACUGACGCAAGUAAGGAACCAAAAAUAACCACCUGGCCCUGGUUGAUCAAACGACCGAUCAUUUUUCCAACGGAUACCGUGUGGCACGAAUUUUUUGCGGGAGUAUAUUUUCGUGGAUUGGCGAUUUUUUGUGUUUUUCGGACCACCAUUGUUUCGAGAAGUUACCGAAUAAAAAAAGGUUUGGCGCCUACAGUAAUUCGCAUUUGGUUGUAACUUCGGUCAGAGGUCACGUUUUUUCGCCCGUUUUUACUGUAACAUUUACAUUUGCUUCGCUUUGUCAGCGCUCGUGAUUUCAUUUACCCAAAAAUUUUAUUUCGCUAAUUUGAAGAAAAAAGAAUGCUCUUUCAGGCUAAACAAGCCUUGAUGUUCAAAGCCAUGUACCAAUGCGCUUUUUUAGCUCGUGAAAAAGUGCUAAAUUUAGACGGUUGAUUAAGCGAUUUUGAGUCAACAACUUUGAAAAUUUCUCAAAAAAUCUCUUGUUGACCAAAUCGCAAACUAACCAGUUAAAAUUAUAGAGGAAAGAUAGUAAAAGUAUGAAGUGUCAUUAUAUUUUAGUAGCCAACUUUAUUUUAAAAUAUACGAGCCACUGAAUAUGACUCUAAUUUCGCAAGAUUUUUGCCCAUUUUAGGCCUCGGGAAGAAAAAAAUUCGUUAAAAAAAAUCUUAUUCACUCGAUCGUACUUAAACCAACGAUUUUGUAAUUAGAGCACAUAAGGUUUUAUUCUGGCUGAGUUUGAGGCCAAGUCGUUUUUUGACUAUUUCCUCGCCUAGUUGAUAAUUACGCGGAGCCACUCUCAAUACCCAAAGGAAAUGGAGGGAGACGACGGACAACCUAAAAGUUGGGGAUGUUAUAUUCGUUGUCGAUCAAAAAUGCUCCAAUCGAUCUUUGGUAGUUUUUCCGCAUCAGGAUGGACAGGUACGCUUGUGCAAGUGAGUAUAAGGGGCCAGAAGCUUAUCCACCCAAUAACACGACGCUGACCAGCCAUAGUCCAAAAGAGAGGAGCUGGGGAUCCGGAGCUCCUUGUAAGCGCCAGGUGAUACCCCUGCGUAGGGGACCGCAACUAGUCAAGUAAAAAGUUCCCUGAGCACAUAGAAAAUUGGCUGUUGUGUGUUCUUGUUUGAACCCGCCUUUAGAACAGAAUUUCUCACGCCUGAGAAAAUCCAUGUGGCGAGUUUCAUACGGCCAUGUAUGUUUCCAGAUUUCCGCAGGUAUACCACACCUUCCAGGGGCUUUACCUUCCUUUGCUGCGUUGAUGGCAUAUCCAACAGUUCCUUGAAUUCAUGCUUUUCUUCAAGGCAUGCAAUGUUUACGGGUAAGCAAGUAGAACUAUGCCAGGAAACGCGUCAGCGAAACAGGGCAGCACGACAUCAGUAUAUGCAUUUCCUUGGAAUAACUGCGAGUUUGCUCUAUUUACGCCCACUUUUGGGUCAGCUCUAAUGUUCCUCCCCGAGAAGGGACUUUUUGGGGGCUUAUUUCUCAAACAGCGACGGGUAAUCAAGCCUAACUGCAAGUCAAAGUUACUCAAACUCAGGGGCUCUCAGGGGUUGAGUUUUUUCGAACUGUUAUCAGCGAAACACCUGUAAAAGAGAUUACAUUUAAUAUUAAAUCGGUGUUAGAAAUAUGUUAACGAUAUUACUUACAAUCGGAAAUAUGCAGCAAGAAUACUAGGAAAAACACUCGAUUUGUUAAAAAGCAGGGACCGCAUGGAAUCGUUGGGUAAUAAUGACGUCUCAGCCCUGAACUCCCCCAAUUAUGAAAUGGUUAGGGAAGACGUAAAACAGAACUAACUUCCCGAAGGGACCGCUUGAGUUGAUUUUGUGACAUUCACUGCACUUUUAUACUACUACUGUUUUGCGUUUUGACUGUUGAGUGAAAUUCUGUGAGGCAGCUGUUUUGAAGCUAUUAAAAAAUGCAAUUUACAUUUCUCUGUCUCAUUUUGUUCUCUUAAACAAGCGUCAUAAACUCUGUCCACGAAAGAGAAACUCUCGAGUUUCACCAAAAUUAUGGACCGAAAGACACUCGGUAAGCGUGGACUUACGUUUUGAGAGGCGAAUAACAGUGUAUAAGCACUUUGAGGGUUUGCCAGACACAUGUUUAUCAUUCACAAAUCUUCUUUUGCAUUAGGUCUCCCUCACUACAUGAAACUCAUCCUAAUGCAAUCGAAUCGGGUAAAUCUUUGAUUGGAAACGAUUUUACAGACACAAAUCACUUUGGGGAAAUUAUUGAGAGGCUCAGUCUAAAAACAAGAAAGUUGCAUUAAGUGAACGCUUGAAUCAAGCUAGCAUAUUAGCAGAAGGAUGCACAAUUACUGAAAAUUGCCUACAAUUCAUUUCUGUGCUGACAUAUUCCCUCCUUACAAAUUUCUCUAUCCAUUUCCAAAAUCAUUCUCCGGCUGUUAAAAUGAAUUGCAUGUAAGAAGUGCGAGAGGAAUAAAGGAAAUUACACCUUCUAAUAAAAUAUUUCCUUAUAGUUAAAAGAAUUCUUGAAACUGAGAGUGUUUUGAUCAAAGCAGCGUAAAUCGAUUUGAAUCAGUGCAUGGAAUCUUGCGUUUUCUGUUUUUAUCUCCCCAAUAUGACAUCAAUAUGAAUCUGUAAAUUUCAAGGAGCUACACAAGAGUCAUACAAAGGCAAAGGAUACAAUUGACCAAAAGGGGCGUUGUAAUGUCAACUACAUUAAACACCUGCAUAUAUAUAAGAACCAACAUCGCAACUCAUAUGUUUACCUAUAUUAGAAAUCGUAUUUGUUUCUCUUUUCAUUUGAAAUUUCCUUGUUUUAUAUCGAUGAGAGUAAUAUGUUGAGGACGUUUCCCCUUUAUCAACUUUAUUUGCAGAACCUUCGACACCAUCGUCACAAAAGACCACAAACUCAACUUCAAAAGGUCAGUGAUGUUAAGGGGUGGUCACUAAGUAUAGUGUUACAAUGGGACUAAACGCAGUGGCGGAUCCAGACCUUGAGAUAAGGGGGGGUGGUCUUAAAAAAGUUUUUUUCGGCCCUUCGGGCCUCAGUUUGGUCCAAAACUAUCGGGGCGGGGGGCCUUCCCUGAAUCCGCCACUGAAUUGCCAACCAAAUCUUAAAAUAGUAUCCAGAUCUUAUCGUUUUUCAAAUAAUACGAAACAGUGGAAGAAAACAGAACCACCCUGAGUCGCCGGACUGUUAUGGGAAUUCAAAAGUAAUUACCGGGUGUCAGUAAAACGCGGAGGCGCGGACGCGGUCGGGGUCUAUCUCUUUUUUUAUAGAAUACCGUUUUAAGGUUAGGAUUAGAGUUAUGUUCGGGUUAGGGUUAGUGUCAACCCGAACCCUAACCCUAACCCUAAAACAGCAUUUUUUAAAAAGAAGAUAGACCCGGACCCCGGCCCCGACCCCGCGUUUUACUGACACCCGUAAUUACCAACGAGUUGCAUCGUGCUCCAGUCUAAAGACACAUUUUCACAGAUUAACACAACAUAGUGUAUUAAUCCCGGGUAGGCCUUUCGCGAUUGUGCUCGGCAACUUUUGAGCAACUUUUGGCAUUUGGAGCAAAUUUUUGCCGUUCUAGCAACCUCGGGCUUUGCCUUUCUGAGCAACUUUUGAGCAAAAUAUAGGUUUAGUGGCCCCACGGUUUAAAGCACAUAUCAAGCACGAAAAAGUCAACGAUUUCAUAGAAAACUUCACUGUUUUUAAUUUCAUUUUUAAUUUUUUUUAAUUUUUUUAAUGUUUUGUUUUUAUUUUGUUUUUAUUUUUUUUUCUUGACCGAUGUUAGUAUAUAAAAAUAUCAAGAAAUUUAGGUGGCAACUUUUGAAAUUUGGGUAGCAACUUUUCAGCAUUCCAUCCCAGAGAGUAACUUUCCAGCAUUUUACGAGCACAAUCGGGCGGACACUCCCUAUAAUGGCAUAUACGGAGGGCUCAAAAGGGGGUACCUUUUUCAUGCAUUAGAUCGAUGAAAGGGUAGGGAUUUUACUUGUUAAACUAUAUGAAAGGGUGGGUCUAUCUCAGCGAUCGUCGUCGCUGUGAUCUCUGAAAAGUCAGGUUUCCAUAUGAUCGCUAUGAUCGCUGCGAUAGCUGAACUUUUUUUCCCAGCGAUCGCAGCAAUCAGAGCGAUCGUAGCGAUCACAUGGAAAACAGGCUUUAAGCUCCCUGUUAGCCUGCGUCAAGUCGCAGACAUAAUGUACCAGUCAAUAACAAAACUACCCAUGCCCCCGCACAGACCCCUGGGAAUCUGACUUUUUUUGAAAGGUUUUGGUCAAAUUCCCGGGUAUGUUGGCAGUUCAGAUGGUCAAAUACCCCACCGGCUACCGCUUCAAAAAGUGUCAAAUCCCGCAUUCUACCAGCGACUAUUCAUGGUCAAAAAUUUUCCCAUGCGUCAAACCAUUUAUUCAAAUCUAAAUAUCCUCCUAAAAACAACCGAAAUAUCUCAAGUCUAGGAAAACUGUCUUACGGAGAUUUGUUCAUUCCAAUAACAUUGUUCAUUUCAGAAAGCCCGCAUUUAACGGGCUCUUUCAAGUCACAUACUAACGGCCGCAAUUUUGGGAGUUGUUGGCCAACAAUGUUUCGUCCGUUUGCACGUAGCUUCAAAGGCUCUCAAAUACUCCAACAAAACAGUGAAUAUAGGAGCAAUGACGUCAAUAAUCCUUGAACGUGAUGUACACGCUGAACGAAACGCUGACCAGCAUUUUGACACGAAAGAAAAUGCCCGACAGGGCGGGCCUCAUUUUGGGUCAAAUCCCUCACUGUACGGAAAAAUGCCCGGGGUAUACCCUUGGGAAGUGGGAGGUUUUGGAAUUGACUGGUAAGUAAUCUAACCCUUGUCGCAGGCUAGAUAGAUAGAUUAAGGCUCGGUACUGAUAAACAUUCGGCUGGUGCACGAUAUACCAAGUGAAUAGCAAGUCUCGAGUUACGUCACAAAGAACACAACAAUGAUCCUUAUCCCUUACACAAUAACACAAUAGACUUCACACAAUAGAAAGAGACAAUAGUGCAUAUAUUGACUUGGUAUAUUGAGCAUCACCCAAACAUUCGCUCAUUUGUUUAACAACCACGUUUAACUGAAUCUGGAUUUUUAAUUUCUUUGUAGUAGCAACAACCGGCCAGGGUAACAGCAAGUCAGCUGACAAGUGGGUUCUCGCGAUUGCGGUUUUAACGUCUGGAGUUGGCCUUGUUUUGAUCGUCUUUACGGCGUAUCACUUUAUUAGCAAAAAGUCUGGCAAAGGAUACCGCGCGUGUAAACGUAAGAUGACAUCCAAUUAUUAUCAAUUAAAGGGAAUCACUAAAAGGGGCUUUGUCACGAGGAUACUUGGCUGAGAUCAUUACUUAAUGCCUCACAAAAUACUCAGUUAGAGAUAAGAAGAAGAUUCCACACAAAUUUUAUCAGGGAGCUGCAGUAACCAUAAUAUUUUUUGGCGAUUUUUUUGGGCAGAGCAUCAAAACUUAAACAUGUUGGUUUUAACUGUUUAAGCUUUCAAUCCAUGUCCAUCCUUGCCAUCCGUUUCAACAGAAGACAGGAAAAAAUUUCAAUGCCUAAAUUACAUAAUUCUAUAAACAUAUUACAUAUUCCUAUGAAUGCUACAUUACCUAAAUUACACAUAUGUAAGGCUACCAUACCAGAGGCACCCCACAACUGUUUUCUGUAAACUAGUUGUUCGGAGAAGCAAAUAUUGCCUAGAAUUUUCUAUUACUUGAGGACGACUAAAAAUUUCGAGAUUACCGUUCCAUUCAUGUACAAUUUUCGAAGAAUUUGCACAUUUUACUUCCCGAGUUACGCUAUUUUUUGUAGAAAAAAGGGAACCUAAAAUUUUCGAAUUCAAAAAUUUCAAAUUUCACCUAAAAUUUUCGGAAAAAUAACCCUCACGCCCUUGUAGUUUCAGAAAGACUCAAGUUUCCCUAGGAUGACCGAACAGAUACAAAGUUUAUAGUGCCGCUGAGAAUGCAUUUUUAGAACUCUGGAUAGCCUAAAAAGUGUUUUCAAUGUAUUUAGGAGGAAACCAUAAUUGGGUGCCCCUGCCAUACUACCUAACCCAACACGGUCACACUAUAUGGGACUUUUGCAGGGAAUCAGACGAGAGAAAAUUAGAAAAGCUUCAGGAAAGGCCGCACCGUAUUUUGCUCAAUAGCUAGUAACUCGUUUACUUAUAAUGAACUGUUAAGGAAAUCCAAUCUCAGCACAUUUCAUAACAGGCGACUGCAAGAUAUUUCAAUUACUUCGGUUCAAAUAUCAUAUGGGUCUAUUGCCUACAUAUUUGUAACUAAGUUCCUGGGCCCAAUCGUUCGAAGGCCGAUUAGCGCUUAAACCGGGGUUAAAUUUAACCCAGGUUUCUUUUUCUUGUGUUCAAAAGUUUUUUCUCGGAUAAUUUUCUCUAAUAUUUUUAGAGCUUCCAAUCAUCAGCUUGUAGACAAAAAAAUUAAAAUUGAAAUGCUUUUUAAGCUUUCAAAUCUUAAUUCAAAUCUCGCACUAACCCUGGGUUAUCUUAACCCAUCUUUGAACAACUCGGCCCUGAAGUACAAUUUAAGAACUGAGAAUAAUAUCCAGAUUCAACACUGUCAGAUAUGGUAAACAUUCGGAGACAUUUUAGACCAUACCUACGGUCUAGACUUCCGAAAGAAAUUAGAAAUAUCUCAUCGUUCAGAUCUAGAAUUAGAAAAACAAACAUAGCGGAACUGGUUAGUAAUUCUAACCGUCAGAGCUGCUAUUUACGACACUCUUAAUUUAUUUUUAGUGCUUGUAUUCUUAUAUAUAGCGAUACAUUCUUAUCACACAUUUUAUACAUCCAAUUUACACCACUACAUUUAUAAUCUUAAAGUGGAGAGUGUUACAAAAACUGCUUGGUAGGCCUGUGUAUUGUGAAAUAAAUGAUCAAUGAUUGUCACCAAACCAAGAUACCCGAUUUCCCAGGGUCAUCUAAGUCCCCUGUUCAGUAUUUAAUAACUAUAUGAUAUAUAUCUCAAAUUGUUUUAAGGCGAAUCGUGAGGAGGAAUCCUAGUAGCUGGAGCGUAUAUAUACGUAGGAAAGUGCUAACAGUGGAAAUAUGCAGUCAGUAUGUCGGAAAAAAAAUCGAUUUGUUAAAAAAAAAACACAUAAUAAUAUAUAAUAAACGAUGUUGUUUGUUUGUUUCGCAGAUGACUUUGAAAACGGAGUUAAGAGCCAUCAGCUUUUCGUCAGCUAUAGCUCCAAAGAUAUGGCCUGGAUCAAUGAAAAUCUGAUUCCCAUUCUCGAAAACAAAAAAAUAUCCUACAGCAUUCACACCCGAGACUUUGAGUUGGGACUGCCUAUCGUCCAAAACAUGGCAGACAGCGUCUACGGCAGUCGCAAAGUUCUGAUUGUCUUGUCCGACAACUACCUCGCCAGCAACUUCUGUCGAGAAGAGCUGCACAUGGCUGUCCAAAGGGAGGCAGACAGCCGAGAUUCUUCGCUUAUUCUUGUGGCGAUUGACAAGUUGAAGAAAAAGAAGUUGCCUGGUGCUUUGAGAAACAAGCAUUUGCUUGACUUUGAGAAGCUUAAGAUAAAACAGGAUUGGGAGAAAAAGUUGUUAAAUGUGGUAGCAGGCCCAGGGGCCAAAGUUGCUUAA
This is a messenger RNA of Porites evermanni, 13020 nucleotides long. The record is from the annotation of a GenBank genome assembly. NCBI's taxonomy places the organism in Eukaryota, Metazoa, Cnidaria, Anthozoa, Scleractinia, Poritidae.